GGGACAUGGAAGGGUGGGGACAUGACCGAAAAACCAGCUGUUUAUCGAACGUCAUGGACUCAUGGCGCCUGGAAUGAGUCCGAAUUUUUACAAAAAUUAUAAUUAGUUUUUAAAAAUUAAAUAUAUGUGAAUAGAUCCUGCACUAAAAUCAGAACUACUGUAAUUUCGUUAUAUUACAGUUAUGGGUUGAAAUCUUUCCACAAUGUGACCAUCUGCACUCUGUAUACAGAAAAAGCUUAUAUCUAGAUCCAAUGGAUUGGAGACGAAAUGAAGAUUCGUGGCUUUUUCCAAAAGUUGAUGCAGCCGAAGAAUCAGUUCCUGAAGAUGGCAAUGUCCCGCGUAAAAUCGAAAUUAGGGCUAUCCUCAAACCAAAUAGGAAUGAUAUGCGUGAAUUUAUAUGCGGAUGGGGAUCAGCUGUGAUUAACCUUGCAGUUACUUAUCCUGUUAACAAAAUUAUAUUCAGACAGAUAUUAGAAGAUGUGCCGGCAAGCACAGCCGUUCAGCAAUUGUCUCGAGAAGGAUUAUCACUUCUUUACCGAGGAGUUUUGCCACCUCUCUGCCAAAAAACUCUCUCUCUUAGUAUAAUGUUUAGUGUUUACGAAGGCAGCAAAGAGAGAAUCACACUCCUCACGGGAAGACCCCUUUUGGCAAAAAUAAUCGCGUCGAAUGUUGCCGGAGCUACUGAAGCGAUCCUGAUGCCUCUCGAGAGAGUUCAGUCUUUAUUGCAAGAUUGGCGAUACAACAGCAAAUUCAAAAACACGCCCCACGCUUUCAAGUUUUUGCUAUCGAGGUAUGGAGUUAAAGAGUGUUAUCGCGGUUUCGUUCCAAUAAUUUACAGAAACGGCCUCUCGAACCUCACCUUUUUCACGCUUCGAGACAAAUCAAAAGAGAUGAUGGGUGGGAAAGAAUCUUUUCUAAAAAACUUUAUCAGUGGCGCUCUGAGCGGCGCAUUGACGAGCACUCUUUUCUAUCCCCUGAAUGUCAUCAAAAUCCACAUGCAGACUAAAGUAGGUGGAAAUUUCGAUAAAAUUUCGGUGGCUUUACGCGAAUUAUACAUAGCGAGGGACAGAAGCAUAAUUAAUUUCUAUAAAGGAGUGCAUUUAAAUUAUAUGAGAUCGUUCAUCAGCUGGGGCGUGAUAAAUGCCUCUUACGACUUCUUGAAGAAAAUUGUAUUUUGACGAUACGAACUCUCUAGGUAAUCUGUUUUAUAUUUUAUAUUUUAUAUUGACAUUUGCUUCAACUGUAAAUUGUAUGUUAAUUUUAAUAUUAUAAUUGUAAAUGUAACUUACAGUCGUAGAGUUUUAUUGAUUUUGUCUGACCCGAGAGAAAAAGUUGUUAUUUUUUAUACAAUAUUUUGUGAUUGUCGCAUAGUAAGUAAAUGAUUCGUUUAGAUAAUUUUAUUCGAUUGAUUUGGUAUGAAAGAGUAUUGAUCGUAUAAUAAACGUUCUAGGAAAUGAAG
Belonocnema kinseyi is the source of this 1459-nucleotide messenger RNA. Its product is annotated as solute carrier family 25 member 51. Bases 252 to 1178 code for a protein of 308 amino acids. The transcript has 3 exons. The record is from RefSeq and is a predicted model, not a curated record. NCBI's taxonomy places the organism in Eukaryota, Metazoa, Arthropoda, Insecta, Hymenoptera, Cynipidae.